CCAGACUGUGAUAAGAAUGAGGACUAGAAGGCAGUAGCUGCCGCUUACUGUACCCUAGAGCCUGAACUUUCCUGUUCCAAACCCGCCAACAACCAAUUGUUCGGCCUACGAACAUCCAUAAAGCUUGCUCUGUGCCCAGCCCUGUGCUGGGUGCUGAGGACACAGGUGUAUCAGACGCUUCUUGUGAGGCUGGGAGGCAGAUGCCGAGCCGGGCACAGGCACAGCAGGGGCUCAAGGGGCUGCUGGUUACAUCAGAGGAAGGGCAACAGGGAAGGCUUUUCGGAGGGUGACCCUUGAGCUGACUGAGCUUCCCAGGAUGAGCAAGAGCACUUCUCCAGGGGGCACUGACCGCCCGCCACCCCGACCCAGGUGUCAGGAGCCUGUGGCACCCAUAGCCCCCUGGAUUUUCCCGUCAUGACACUGAUGGCCGUACACGGUCACUCCUCACUUAGGAUCUGUCUAUUCCUGUUUCCUUAAGGACAGAUCCACCUCUGUAUCCCUGGAAUUGCCCAGAACAGGGUGGACAGAGGGCCUCUGCUGAAUAAAGAAGGGUGGAGUGGGCAACAGGCAGGCAGAGGGCUGUAUAGGACAAAAGCCUGAAGGUCUGAGGUAGCUCCUGUGUGGAGGGGUCCACCCCUCCCAACCUGGUUUCCCCUUCGUGGUUUCUCCAGCUCCGCCCCCUCGGCCCCUCCAGCCUGGUUUGCACAGCUUCCUGCUCCCAGUACUCUUGUCUGCAGCAUCAUGGCAAUUACUGUCUACCUUUCCUGCCUCCUGGUCCUGUCUAUGGCCGGCCUGGCUCAAGGCAUCAAGAGCUCCCUUAGGAGCCAGGACCCAGGACCCCAGCCGCUGGAGCUGAAACAGGCCUUCACACUGUUCCAGAUCCAGUACAACCGGAGUUACUCAAACCCAGAAGAGUAUGCUCGUCGCCUGGACAUCUUUGCACACAACCUGGCCCAGGCUCAGCAGCUGGAGGAGGAAGACUUAGGCACAGCCGAGUUUGGGGUGACUCCAUUCAGUGACCUCACAGAGGAGGAGUUUGGCCGGCUCUACGGGCAUCGGAGGAUGGAUGGAGAGGCUCCCAAAGUGGGCAGAGAGGUAGGGUCCGAAGAGUGGGGGGAGUCAGUGCCCCCAACCUGUGACUGGCGGAAGUUGGAUGGAGUCAUCUCAUCCGUCAAGAAGCAGGUACCUGCCCCAGUCCGGCCUAGUCCAGCCCUGGGGGUGGAGGGACGGUGGGGGCAAGGCCCAGAAAUCUCUUCUGCUGCCCCCCUCGUGCAGGAAAGCUGCAGCUGUUGCUGGGCCAUGGCAGCGGCAGGCAACAUCGAGGCCCUGUGGGGCAUCAAAUACCGCCAGUCCGUAGAACUCUCCGUGCAGGAGCUGCUCGACUGUGGCCGCUGUGGGGACGGCUGCAGGGGUGGCUUCGUCUGGGAUGCGUUCAUAACCGUCCUCAACAACAGUGGGCUGGCCAGCGAAAAGGACUACCCAUUCCAAGGGCAGGUCAAACCCCACCGGUGCCUGGCCAAGAAGCGUACGAAGGUGGCCUGGAUCCAGGAUUUCAUCAUGCUGCCGGACAACGAGCAGAAAAUCGCCUGGUACCUGGCCACCCAAGGCCCCAUCACCGUGACCAUCAAUAUGAAGCUCCUGAAGCUAUACAAGAAGGGUGUGAUCGAGGCCACGCCCACCUCCUGUGACCCUUUCCUCGUGGACCACUCUGUCCUGCUUGUGGGCUUUGGGAAGAGCGAGUCAGUGGCGGACAGGCGGGCAGGGGCAGCCGGAGCCCAGCCUCAAUCUCGCCGCUCAAUCCCGUUCUGGAUCCUGAAGAACUCCUGGGGCACCAAAUGGGGUGAGAAGGGGUAUUUCCGGCUGUACCGAGGGAAUAACACCUGUGGCAUCACCAAGUACCCACUCACUGCCCGUGUGGACCAACCAGCGAAGAAGCGCCCAGUGUCCUGCCCUCCCUGAGCCUGCACGACUGACCCUCAGCUCUGUCCUGCUAUGCCAGCUGUCUCCUCGCCAGCCCUACCCAAGGCUUUUGCCCGUCCUCUUAAUCUUGCUACGGCUUGAAUAAACCAAGAUAAGCUCCCUGGC
Felis catus (domestic cat) is the source of this 2085-nucleotide messenger RNA. It is a transcript of the gene CTSW, whose product is annotated as cathepsin W. NCBI's taxonomy places the organism in Eukaryota, Metazoa, Chordata, Mammalia, Carnivora, Felidae. Gene Ontology annotation, cellular component: lysosome. Gene Ontology annotation, molecular function: cysteine-type endopeptidase activity. The record is from RefSeq and is a predicted model, not a curated record. The transcript has 9 exons. The coding region runs from base 742 to 1959 and encodes 405 amino acids.